UCCUUCAAACAAAGCAUCCCAACAAACGAUCUCUCAACUCUUUCUUGAUCUCAAAGUGUCAUCGCCAUCCAGUAUAACAACCUCACUCGAGACAUCAUCAGACGUCGUCUCUGAUCUCAAACAUUCUACCGAUAACAUAUCCGUACUUCGACCACUCCCAUCAACAUGUGUUUUUUCGAUCAGUGCCAAUUUGUCUGUGGUGACUACAAGUGGGGCCACUUUCGACAACAUUGUGCCAAAGAAUACCGUACAGGCGAGACCUGCGGCAUGAAAUUGGUCAUGACCACAUACCAGAGUCACGAGAGGUGCAAGAUUUGCACGAAGAUCGAAACAAAAUGGGGCCGUAUCCAGAAGGAGCAGGAGCGUGUACUUCGAUGGAAGAAGGAAAACGGAAAGAGUCGCCAACACUCAAUCGAGGCGUCAGAGGAAAAGAUCCGGGACCUGCAACAAGAGGUCAAUAAUCUCGAAUGGCAACGCUCGCAGAAUGCUUUAGCUUUGUGAAAGUGAAACUUUCCACAUAACACGAUAGUACAGAACUAGCGAACUAUUUUGUCGCGUUUCGAAUUUUUUUCAUAGGGUUGUCUUUCUUUUGAUGGAGUGAAAUGAUGGAACGGAAGAGUGGUCUUUCAUUUAAGGAUAUAUUGGAAAUGAUUGGUCUCUGGAGACAGAUGAAGGAAUUGUUUUGGAAUUAGAUAGUCUCACGACUUAACGAUGAAACGAUCAUUUGAACAAGUUCC
Botrytis deweyae is the source of this 737-nucleotide messenger RNA. RefSeq lists its product as uncharacterized. Lineage: Eukaryota; Fungi; Ascomycota; Leotiomycetes; Helotiales; Sclerotiniaceae. The record is from RefSeq and is a predicted model, not a curated record. The transcript has 3 exons. The coding region runs from base 166 to 501 and encodes 111 amino acids.